This is a messenger RNA of Eubalaena glacialis (North Atlantic right whale), 1287 nucleotides long. RefSeq names its product Fc mu receptor (gene FCMR). The record is from RefSeq and is a predicted model, not a curated record. The transcript has 8 exons. Lineage: Eukaryota; Metazoa; Chordata; Mammalia; Artiodactyla; Balaenidae. Bases 1 to 1260 code for a protein of 419 amino acids. Gene Ontology annotation, molecular function: transmembrane signaling receptor activity. Gene Ontology annotation, cellular component: plasma membrane.
AUGGACCUCUGGCUUUGGUCACUUUACUUCCUGCCAGUAGCUGGAGCCCUGAGGGUCCUUCCAGAAGUAAAGGUGGAGGGAAUGCUGGGAGGAUCUGUUGUCAUCGAGUGCCCGCUUCCUGAAAUGCAUGUGAGGCUAUAUCUGUGCCGGACAAUUGUUGCGUCUGGAGGAUGCGCCACCGUGGUGUCCAACAGGAACUUCGUCAAGAAGGAAUUCAAGCAUCGAGUCACCCUGGCGCUGUUUCCAGAGAGGAAUCUGUUCCUGGUGGAGAUGACAGAGCUGGUCGAGAGUGACAGCGGGGUCUAUGCCUGUGGGGCGGGCAUGGACACAGACCGGGGCAAGACCCAGCAGGUCACCCUGUCUGUUCACAGUGAUUACGGGCCUUUCUGGGAAGAAGAGCCAGUGCCUGAGCCUCCAGCAUGGUUUAAUAGAUUUCUCCAAAUGCAUAUGCCUCCUUGGUUCCAGAUGCCUGAACAUGCCAGUUCUUUGGAAUUCAUAUCCAAAGUAACCACAGCAGCUCAAAGGACCGAGGCCCCUCCAGCACACCAUGCCUCCCCCACCACCUCAAUCGCCCACCGCCCUCGAGUUUACAGGGCAUCUUCAGUAGCAACUGCCCAGCCCACCACCCUCCUGCCACCUGCCACAGCCUCCAAAACCUCAGCACGGGAGGAACUGCUCAGGCUCCAGACGGCCAGCUACAACCACCAAAGCAGGCUUCACAGGCAGAGAGCACUCAACCACGGCCCAGGCCCGGUGUCUGGGAUGGAAGAUCAAGGCUUCUACAUCCUGACCCCCACCAUCCUGGGUCUCAUCCUGCUGGCACUUCUGGGGCUGGUGGCGAAGAGGGUCAUUCAAAGGAGGAAAGCUCUCUCCAGACGGGUCCGCCGAAUGGCCGUGAGGAUGCGCGCCCUGGAGGCUUCACAGCGGCCCCUGUCACAGCGGCCACGCGUGUCGCAGCGGCCACGCACCCAAAACAACGUCUACAGCGCCUGCCCUCGGCGCCCUCGGGAGGUGGACGCUGCUGGUGAAGGGGCGGCACCUCUCCCAGGCCCCGGAGCAUCGGCGCCCCCAGCCCCGCCGCAGGUGUCGGAAACUCCCUGGCUCCAUGCCCCAUCUGUGAAGAUCAGCUGUGAAUAUGUGAGCUUCUACCACCAGCCUGCUGCCAAGAUGGAGGACACGGAUUCCGAUGACUACGUCAAUAUUCCCUGCCUGACUCAGCUCUCCAGCUGUCCCCCUGGGCCCAGACCUUGGUGCCAAUGAGUCUUGUCUGUCUGCUGGUUUCCAACA